Messenger RNA from Medioppia subpectinata, 522 nucleotides. NCBI's taxonomy places the organism in Eukaryota, Metazoa, Arthropoda, Arachnida, Sarcoptiformes, Oppiidae. The record is from the annotation of a GenBank genome assembly.
GCAUGUAUUUGGUAUGAGAUGUGCGAACACACCUUUAAAGGCACAGAAGACCUGAAUUUGUACACAACAUCAUCGCAAACAUUGAAUUCAAACUUAACAAAAAGUGGUACUAAAAUUGAGAGCAAAUGUGGAUUAAAUGUAAAUAUGAACGGCUCUACCGAAGAAAACAAUGAACACAUCACUGCAAUUGAUCCCAAAACAAAGCCACAAUAUUCUUAUGUGGCAUUGAUUACAAUGGCUAUCAAAGAAUCUAAUGAAAAACGUCUUCCAUUGGCAGGAAUUUAUGAGUUUAUAUAUAAAAAGUUUCCGUAUUAUAAGAAAGGAGACAAAGGCUGGCAAAACAGUAUUAGACAUAACUUAAGUCUCAACGAAUGCUUUAUGAAAAUUCCUCGUGAAAUCUCCACCACUAAUGAAAGGAAAGGCAAUUAUUGGGCACUUCAUCCCAAUUAUGAGGAUAUGUUUGUCGAUGGAAACUAUAAGAGGAGAAAAAAGAUCAAACGUAACCGUCAACUGAAUUGGUAA